UGGAAUCAAUCGCACAUGAUAUUCUGCUCAUGCGAACAAUUGCCAAUCAGUAGCCCCCCAUCACACUCGCAAUGGCUGAUUUUGACAAUCUCGAUGCCGGGGACUUCUUCAAGGACCCCGAGGGCUUCUACCCCCCGGAGAAAGAGCCCACCUUUGCUGAGCACCACAUGCUUUCUGGUCAGACAGUGCGCGUGCGCCUCGUCGGCAGUCAUCCUCUCUACGGCGAUCUGCUAUGGAACGCCGGCCGGAUAAGCUCCAUCACUCUAGAAGAGAGAGCCGACGAGCUCCUUAAGGGAAAGGAUGUCUUGGAGAUUGGCGCCGCAGCAGGCGUCCCCAGCAUCGUCAGCGCCAUCAAGGGCGCCCGUACCGUCGUCAUGACCGAUUACUACGAUCCCGAUUUGGUCGAUAACAUGCGCCAGAACGCCGAGUCCGCUGCGCCCAUGAUCCCGAGUUCCUCGUCGCUUCACGUUAAUGGAUAUAGAUGGGGUGAUCCGGUUGAGCCGCUGUUUGAGCGUCUACCUGAGGGAUCGAAGGGAUUUGAUCUAAUCAUCAUGGCGGACGUGGUGUAUAACCAUCCCCAGCAUCCCAACUUGAUCAAGACCAUGCAGAUGACUCUGAAGCGGUCGAGCGAGGCUGUCGCUUUGGUCAUCUUCACGCCGUACCAGCCGUGGCUUCUGCCAAAAACCGAGAAAUUCUUCCCUCUGGCUGAGGAGAAUGGAUUCGUCGUGACCAAGAUUUUUGAAAAGGUUCUGGAUGAACAUCUCUUUGUGGAUGAUCCUGGUGAUGAGAAGCUUAGAAGAACUGUCUUCGGGUAUGAAAUUCGCUGGUCUCCCGAGCAGUUGAAAUGAUAAACAACAAGAUAUAAAAGUACAUAGAGGAUACCUGGCGUUUGGAUAUGAUUAUAGAUCAAAAGUUUGGUUAGAUUUCAAUUGAAGAUAAGCAUGCUGACAUCUACGACACGUACGAUAGCCAUUUAUAAUAGCAAAUAGCAUAAAUAAAUCCAACUACCAAUAUCAUAUCGUAC
This is a messenger RNA of Aspergillus wentii DTO 134E9, 1024 nucleotides long. It is a transcript of the gene efm7, whose product is annotated as putative nicotinamide N-methyltransferase Nnt1. Gene Ontology annotation, molecular function: protein-lysine N-methyltransferase activity. NCBI's taxonomy places the organism in Eukaryota, Fungi, Ascomycota, Eurotiomycetes, Eurotiales, Aspergillaceae. The transcript is spliced from 3 exons. The record is from RefSeq and is a predicted model, not a curated record. Gene Ontology annotation, biological process: peptidyl-lysine dimethylation. Bases 72 to 848 code for a protein of 258 amino acids.